AUGGCAGGGCAGGGUGCUCGUACUGGAGGUACAAGAGGUGCUCUCUCACCACAGCAGCUGCGCGAGUGGUACGCUCAGCGUGCCGCCUCCGGAGUAGCGCUGCUGGAGCUGGAGUUGCUGCGGCUGGAGACGUUGGAGCUGGAGGCACUGGCGCUAGAGGCGUUGGGGCUGGCGGCCCUGGAGCUGGAGCUGCUGGUCCUGGAGGUGCUCGUACUGGAGGUACUGGAGCUGCCGGAGCUGGUGGUGCUGCUGGUGCUGGAGGUGCUGGUGGUACUGGCACUGCUGGUCCCGGAGGUGCUCGUCCUGGAGGUGCUGGAGCUGCUGGAGCUGGUGGUGUUGCGGGCUCUGGAGCUGGAGGCGCUGGGGCUGGAGGAGCUGGAGCUGGAGGUAUUGGAGAUGGAGGCGCUGGAGCUAGAGGCGCUGGCACUGAAGGUUCUGGAGCUGCUGGUACUCGUACUGGAGGUGCUGGUGCUGGUGGUACUGGUGCUGGUGGUACUGCACAGCCGCGACUGUUCUUCGCUCCGCCGUCACCGUCGUCUCUGCCACCGCCUGACUCGGUGCUUCGCCAGGUUCUUAGCCUUCCGUCUUCUACUGGCCUCCCGUUACAGCCAGGCUCCCCACUGCCUGCUCCUUCUCCUUACACUGAGCAGACAGACUCGCUUACAGAGUGUCCGUCCUCCUCCUGUCCCUGGUACUCACACUAUGACACUUCGUCCUUCCUCUGUUCCACAGCGUGUCCCUCUGCCGUCUCCUCCUGAGUCCUCUCUUCCGCACGUUCCGGACCCUGAGUCUGACCUGGUCCGUGCUGCCGACGCUACUGUCACGCGUCUCCUAGCCACUGUUGUCACUGACCCUUCGUUUGAGUCCGCUGCUGCGUCUGCCUUAGUCACUGAGCUUGUUGACUUUGCUGCUGCUUGUCGUCUCGACUACGCCACUAGUCUUGUUGCUGAGUCUGAGUCUGUCUGCCCUCCGUCCGUCGGGGGUGAGUGUGCUCUUGGCAUGGACGUCCUUGAGGACAGGCAGGAGGACUUUGCGUAUCUUGCAGCUGCUGUACCUCAUCUUGUGGCCAUGCUGCUUGCACCUGAGGGAGACCCGGAUGCACUGGACAUCCCGACCCCGCGCUCUUACGCAGAGGCGAUUACGGGUCCCUACUCCUCUCAGUGGCAGGCAGCCAUGGACGCAAAGAUGGCAUCCUGGAAGUCCACAUGCACUUACGUCGACGCAGUUCCCCCUCCUGGGGCGAACAUAGUCGAUGUCAUGUGGAUUUUCAGGGUGAAGCGGUCGCCGGGUUCUCCGCCUGUCUUCAAGGCUCGUUACGUUGUAUGA
Messenger RNA from Closterium sp. Yama58-4, 1326 nucleotides. The record is from the annotation of a GenBank genome assembly. NCBI's taxonomy places the organism in Eukaryota, Viridiplantae, Streptophyta, Zygnematophyceae, Desmidiales, Closteriaceae.